Messenger RNA from Colletotrichum destructivum, 2160 nucleotides. Its product is annotated as Putative histidine phosphatase superfamily, clade-1. Gene Ontology annotation, molecular function: sedoheptulose-bisphosphatase activity. Bases 301 to 1056 code for a protein of 251 amino acids. Gene Ontology annotation, biological process: ribose phosphate biosynthetic process. The transcript is spliced from 5 exons. Lineage: Eukaryota; Fungi; Ascomycota; Sordariomycetes; Glomerellales; Glomerellaceae. The record is from RefSeq and is a predicted model, not a curated record.
CCGGCGGCUUCUGCUACAAAGGAAAACCGCUCGUUCUUUCUCUCCCACAAACUUGUUGAUUCUAAUAUAAAAGUGGUGUGGAAGAAAACGCGGCUGAAGAGAACCUUAUUCGGUCAACUGCGCCAUAUAACCCCGGUGUGAGCGGAAUAUCGACAGAGAUAAGAAGCUCGCCUCCCCUCUGCCCCGCGAAAGAGGCGGCAUUCAAUAACAGAGCUCACAUAACCUUCCCAUCCCUAUACGAGUUUACAUCCGCCGUCGAAACCACGACCCCGACCGCAGGUUCCACAUACAACGCCCAUCAUGACGACUCCCCGCGCCUUCGUCAUCCGCCACGGCGAGACAGAGUGGUCCCUCAACGGCCGCCACACCGGCAGUACCGACAUCCCCCUGACCGCCAACGGCGAGAGGCGUGUGCGUGCCACCGGCCGCGCCCUCGUAGGGAGCGACCGACUCAUCGUUCCCAAGAGGAUCUCUCACAUCUACGUGUCCCCCCGCAGGCGUGCUCAGCGCACCUUUGAGCUGUUGAACCUCGGCAUCAGCGAUGAGCUCCCUUGGAAGUGCCACGGCAACAUCGACGGCGACGGCCCGUCCUGCAACGCCCACGUCGAAGUCACCGAGGAUAUCCGUGAGUGGGACUACGGCGACUACGAGGGUAUCACGUCUCCAGAGAUCCGCCGCAUCCGUAAGGAGCAGGGUCUCGGCGAGAAUUGGGACAUUUGGCGCGACGGCUGUCCCGGCGGAGAGAGCCCCCAAGAUGUCACAGACCGCUUGGACCGCCUGAUCGAUGACAUACGCGAGAGGUGGCACAAGCCUGUCAUCGGUGACAAGGCUGCGCCCAACGGCGACGUUCUUGUUGUCGCCCAUGGCCACAUCCUCCGCGCCUUCGCCAUGCGUUGGGCCGGGAAGACGCUCCAGGAUGGUCCGGCAUUCCUGCUCGAGGCCGGUGGUGUCGGUACUCUAAGCUACGAACAUCACAACAUCGAAGAGCCUGCCAUUCUGCUGGGGGGCGCGUUCGCUGUUGAUUUCGUCGAGAAGGAUGAGCCAGCGCAGGCAUAGGGGGCAAAAUAGGCUUCAAAGUAACGCUCCAGAGCUAGCAAGCGACCUGACAUGUCCAAACCACCCACGUACGUCAGACUUCCUCGAGACGUCGAGGUGUAACUGGCUAGCAUUCAUCUCGUCGCAGAACGAUCAUGCGUACAUGGACACCUACAUCUUGGUUCCCCGAGCGAUGAACACCCGCCUCUUCAUUCCUUCUUUUCCCUCUCCGUGGCUAUGCCCGUGUUCUUGCCCAUGGCUGUCGCCAUGCUUCUGUCCAUUAUUGUGCUCAUGUCCGUGGCCAUGCCCUCCAAAAACAACCCCGCUGCCGAUCUCUUCCAUGGCAAAAUCUCUGCUGGCGCCGGCCUGCUCAAAGACGGCCCGCAUCCUCUCCCGCGAGAAGCCGUGGUGCACGACCGUAUUGGCCGCCGGCAACGCGGCGUCCGUGGCCCCAUGCGGCAGGAAGUCAAGAAUGACGAAGACGCCGCCGGGCCGCAGUCGCUCGACAAUGCGGCGGGCCGAGAGCUCCGGGUCGGCGAAGUGAUGGAACCCAAGGCCGACGCCGGCGACGUCGAAGUCGUGGAACCGACCGUCGGCGUCAGAUGAGGCAGAGAAGGCCGACGGAUCCGGAUCGGACGGGUCCGUGAGGUCGCCUUGAUAGGCGUGCAUCUCGUCGGUACUCAGGCCCUGCGUUUGAAGAGAGAAGGAAAGCGAAUGUCAGCUUUUCCGUCACUUUCUUUUUGCGAAAAACUUGCGCAGAGUUUCCUCUGGUGCUUGGUCACGCAAUGGCAUCGACCCCGUGCCCGCUGUGACCCGUCUGUCACGGCCGAGAGAGGGCCCGAGACCUGGAGUUGGCAAACAAGAUGGGAUGGGACGGUGAGAUGGUGAGAUGGGGAAGAAGCAAAGGAGCGCAACCAUGUCGAUCUCAGGGCGGGGGUUCCAAGGUCAGCAGGGCUGAGAUGAGACCAACGUGAGGUGUGAGAAGAUGCUUCGGACGGCUGGACUUCUGAACCGCGGUUUCCCCCCUCCCCAUUUAUUCCCUGAUUGUCUGCGCAAACAGAGAGAGUCUAGGCAGAUUUUGAGGCGGACAGUCCGAUCUUGCGUAGCCUCAAAAAACUCUUUUCC